AUGGCUGAGUACAAGUUAGAAGUGACAACGGGUAAAGUGACAAAUGCAGGAACGCUUGACAAAAUAUACGUCACCUUAAUUGGAGCCAAACAGGAGAGUGCACGAACUGAAUUGGACAACUUUGGUUUAGAUUUUCAAAUUGGGAUGACAGGGAAGUACACUGUCAAAACCAGUUCGUCUCUAGGAAAACUUCUGCUGAUCAAGGUGGAGAAAGAUCCUUGCUUUCUUCUACCAGAAGAUGAAUGGUACUGCUCCAAAAUAGUGGUGACAACUCCAGAGGGAGAUGUCCUUCUCUUCCCCUGUUACCGAUGGAUCUCCAGAGGAGAACUGGUGGAUCUGAGAGGAGGAAGAGCCAUGAAGGUUUUUGAUGAUGACCAUAACCUGUUGACUGGCCAUCGGGAAAAAGAGCUGAAGCUUAAAAGGAACUUGUACCAAUGGGAGGUUACUGAUGAAAGACUACCACACAUGAGUCAUUUCAAAGAAAUAUCUGAGCUCCCAGCUGAAAUCAGCAUUUCUAUGUCCAAAAAAAUUGAAAUGCUUUUCAAAAAAAAACUAACUGGUGUUGAACUCAGGGUUAAUAAGCUGAUUGGCUCUGCUGAACAAUGGAAAACCAUUGAUGACAUCAAAAAAAUCUUCUGCUCCAAGAAGACAACAAUGUCAGAGUAUGUUACAAAACACUGGAUGGAAGAUGACUUUUAUGGAUUCCAGUUUCUCAAUGCAAUCAACCCCAAUGUGAUCAAGCGCUGCUCAGGACUUCCCCCAAACUUUCCGGUCACAGAAGAGAUGGUGAAGCCGUUCCUGGAAGAGGGAAGCUCUCUGCAGAAGGAAAUUGAGAAAGGCAAUAUAUUCCUCUGUGACUUCAAGAGGAUGGAUGGAUUGCCCACUAAGGUGUAUGAUGGUGAAUCUCUGCAAGUGACUGCUGGUCUCUGUUUGUUCUAUGUAAACCCAGAGAAAAAACUAAUGCCGAUUGCAAUACAGCUGCAACAACAACCUUCUGAGCAGAACCCAAUCUUUCUGCCCAGUGAUACGGAGACAGACUGGGUGCUAGCCAAGAUGUUUAUUAAAAACACGGAUAUCAUGCAGCAUCAGUCAGUCUAUCACCUCAUGAACACUCACCAGCUGGCAGGAGUCUUUACUGUGGCCACUCUCCGCAGCUUCCCUGCGAUUCACCCCCUCUACAAGCUGCUGAUCCCUCACGUCCGUUACACUCUCCAAAUAAAUACUAUGGCUCGCAAAUAUAUUUUUGGACCUGACGAGAUUUUAAGCAGAAGCUCACUUGGAUAUGAUGGGAUGAUUGCGCUCAUGAGAAAGGCUCUGUCUGAGAUGACCUACAGCUCUCUCUGCCUGCCAGAGAACAUCACUGCACGAGGACUGGAGUCUAUCCCCAACUUCUACUACAGAGAUGAUGGCCUGAAGCUGUGGAACAUCAUCAACAGCUUUGUGAGGGCAGUAGUGGAGUACUAUUAUCCCUCAGACAGUGAGGUCUGUAAAGACACUGAGCUGCAGGAGUGGAUCAGUGAGAUAUUCACACAUGGAUUCUUAGGAAACAAAGAUGCAGGGUUUCCAGCAGGCUUUAAUACUGUCGAGGAAGUGAUCAAGUUCAUCACCAUGGUGAUCUUCAAAGUGACAGGUCAACAUGCUGCAGUCAACAGUGGCCAGUUUGACUACUGCUCCUGGGUACCCAAUGGUUCGCUGUUGCUGCACAAACCUCCUCCAACCACCAAGGGGCAGUCAAGCAUGAAGACAAUUUUGGAGACUCUCCCAAAUGUUGGAGAGACGGUCAGUUUUGCAGCAAUGGUGUGGGUACUUUCAAAAAAGUACACUGAUACGGUUCCCAUGGGUACAUACCCCGAAGAGCGUUUCGAUGAGCCUGCUAUUAAGCAGAUGAUUAAGGAAUUUCAAGCAGAGUUGUCCUACCUCAGUGAAGCGAUUCAAGAAAGAAACUCACAGCUUGAAGUGCCCUACACCUAUCUGGACCCUGCUCAGAUAGAGAACAGUAUAGCCAUUUAACUAAACCUGAUAAGACAAUGUUAUAUUUCUGCAUUAUUGUUAUAUUUCUGCAUUAUUUGACGCAAACAAAGUGGAUCAAUGUAGUUAAUGAUAGAUUCUGCCAGAACUAAAAAACUCCAUGAGCAGAAAUGUGGUAUAACACUGAUAAACACUGGAGAUGCAUUAAAAAGGUAAAGACAGCAGAGAAGGACCCCAGAGCGCUUGUUCUAGAUUUCACUAUAGUUAAUUUUAAGUGCAUCAAAUCAGAGAAUAAAAUCAUGAACUAAAAUGAGAAAAUAAGUCUUGAGCUUGUGAAGGUUCAUGUCUUCCAUCAGAGAACCUGCAUGUCCUUCGAAUCUGGGAAGGAUGGGCACAAGGAGAGAUGAUUCUCCACUAUUUUGAAUUUGGACUGCAGUACCCCCUUUUAAUCUCUAGAUAUCAGUGUUACGCAUAAAGUUACAUAUUGUUCUUUUAAUCCUGAAUGAAACAAUUAAAUAUACUUUAAAUGAUAUUACAGUAAGUGAGAUGGUAGGGACAGUUAGUGAUUUGUUGCAUGGGGAAGAAUAAAAUGUUUGUAUCAUGUUAAAUGGGGCUAUAGUAGGUCACUAUUGUGUGAAUUCUGGGUACAUGAAAUAAACAAAGUCA
This is a messenger RNA of Larimichthys crocea (large yellow croaker), 2634 nucleotides long. Its product is annotated as hydroperoxide isomerase ALOXE3. Lineage: Eukaryota; Metazoa; Chordata; Actinopteri; Sciaenidae. The transcript has 14 exons. Gene Ontology annotation, molecular function: oxidoreductase activity, acting on single donors with incorporation of molecular oxygen, incorporation of two atoms of oxygen; iron ion binding; protein binding. The coding region runs from base 1 to 2010 and encodes 669 amino acids. The record is from RefSeq and is a predicted model, not a curated record. Gene Ontology annotation, biological process: lipid oxidation.